This is a messenger RNA of Phalaenopsis equestris, 771 nucleotides long. Its product is annotated as nuclear pore complex protein NUP205-like. The record is from RefSeq and is a predicted model, not a curated record. NCBI's taxonomy places the organism in Eukaryota, Viridiplantae, Streptophyta, Magnoliopsida, Asparagales, Orchidaceae. The annotation marks the transcript as partial. The transcript is spliced from 3 exons.
GUUAAGAAUAAAGUUGUACGGGAAGUCAUAGAUUUUGUCAAAUCUCAACGGUCAGUUUUUGAUCAGAUUCUAAGAGAAGACAUCUCCUCAGCUGAAGAGGGUACCUUGGAACGGAUUAAUCUUGUUGUCUCAAUACUUAGCAGGAUUUGGCCUUAUGAAGAGAAUGAUGAGUAUGGUUUUCUCCAAGGGCUUUUUAGCAUGAUGAUUUUUGUUUUUAACCUUGAUAUUGGCUCUGCUAGUUUUGGUCGAGUAUCAGAUUCGGUUGAGUACAAAAGGAACUCAGAGCUGAUUGUGUUCAGGCUAUGCUUUAGCCUUAUCUCUUAUCUUUAUCUUCUGAUAACUAAGAAGCUCAUCAGGUUGCAGGUUUGUUAUGGCUUUGUUUCGUUCAAAAUUAACAAAAAUUUAUGCUUAUUGAAACAAAAAACAAUUUUGAAAGGUCAUCAGCAUCCUCAUCUGUUUGUGAGCCUGUCAUGGAAAUCCGAAUAUUAACUGCUCAAAUCUUGCUUUUAUUAACCGCAUGAUUCAAGAUAUCAUUCAUGUUGCCUUUAUUUCGUUUUCUUGAGGACUGGUAUUAUUGUGCUUACUUGAGGACCAGGCUAUCCGAGUAUAUCAUUCCCUAAUGGAGAUCACUCCCGACUAUGAUGACUCUCCAGCAGCUCUGAAAGUGUCAGCUAGAUUCUGUUGUUCCCGCUUGGAUGUAGAAUUCUAGCAGUGCUCACUUGGCCCUGAUAAUUCUGCAUCAUUCAAGCUGCUCUUUAUAGCUCAUAAAUC